ACUAUCAACUAUCAUUAUAGAAAAUGAGCAAACCACUCGAUGACGAAGAAGUAAAGCAAGAGCUUAACAAAAUGGUAUCCUUUAUCAAACAGGAAGCGGAGGAGAAAGCCAGAGAGCUCCGCGUUAAAGCUGACGAGGAGUACGAGAAUGAGAAAGCUAAGAUUGUAGCACAGGAGCAGCACCAUUUAAAUGCAGUAUACGAUAAGAAGUUCAAACAAGCACUUGUCGCUCGCAAGAUCGCCCAAUCCACCCAAACUAACAAGGCACGGUUGAGAGUAUUGAGCAGUCGCGAAGAACAUCUGAACUCCCUAUUCGAGGAGGUUAAGAACAAGGUAGAUAAACUCUCAGAAUCUGAUGAUUACGCCGAUAUUUUGAGGAGAUUGAUAGUACAGUCAAUGUUGAAGUUGAUGGAGGGACAGGUCAUCAUCCAAGCUAGACCUAAAGAUGAGAAGGUUAUUGAAAGCAUCCUCGACGAUGCUAAGAAUGAAUUCAAGGAGGCCACUGGUAAGGAUGUCGACGCACAAAUACAAACCUCUCUCGAGGACGCGUCAGCGGGUGGUGUAAAGCUAAACGGAUUCGGUGGUCGCAUUUCCAUCGAUAACACUAUCGAAGCACGUCUCAGCCUUCUUGAGGACCGAAUGCUGCCAGAAAUCAGAAUGGACUUAUUUGGACAAAACCCAAAUCGUAAAUUUGACAAUUAAAGUGCAUUUAAGCUGUUUCUACUAUUGAUUUAUACCUACUAAACAUACAAAAGAGUGAAAAAUUAAUUAUUAUCGGGAUGUGUGGUGAUAGAUAGUAAAACUGAGAAUUUUAUUAAAGAAUGACUAACUGUUAUAAUCGAAAAAGCCUUGAGCCUUAUAGCCUUAUAAUGUGCCUAUUUUUAAGCAACUUAAAUCCAAUUUGGGUAAUUAUUAAGAAAAUUAGAAGAGGAAUCUUGGAAGUAUGUUGGAUGCUGCAAAACCAACACCCAAAGCAAAUGCACCAACGGCAGCGGCAACACCUCUACGCUGUACGACAGGUCUUUGUUGGAUUUCUUCUGGAUUAGCAGGUGGAUUUUGGCCAAAUGAGACAACCUUGAUUUCAUUUCCAGUCUCAUCUUCCAACUCACGUUUUCUUUUACCUUCGCCUUCCAAAGAUUCUGUUGAAACUGAUGGUUGGAUAGUCUCAAGGACUUCUUCUUUGACAACCUUAACUGGGCUUGAUUGUGAUAAGUUCUUUGAUUGCUUGAUAUCGUCAACUAAAUCCUUAGCUCUCUCAAUAUCAGCAAGAACUUGGUCGUCAUUCAAUGCCUUCUUGAGUGGUGAUUCCUUUUUGUCAACAACAAUAGUCUCCUCAACGGACUCUUCAAUAACAGCCUCCUUUGGUGCCUUCUUAGCUUUCUUCUUACCUGGCGUCAAGUUGUGGGUGAGUGGUGAAGGUGAAGGGGAUCUCGAUUGAUGUCUGGCUGAUCUUCUUGGUGCAGGGUUCUUUGUAGGUGUUGGUAUUUUCGAUGCGGAUUUUGCUGGUGAUUCUAAGCUAGCUUGGGCUUUCGCAGGUGAACUCUUAAUAUCCUCUGAGGUUUGUCUAUUGGAAGAGCGCUUUUUGAAGUCUGUUAAAUCUGGUGUGUCAGCUUUGGCAAGAGCGUCGACGUAUUCCGCCAUCGCGUAACGCUGACCGAGCUCUUCAGCGAUAGCGAUAGGAAUCCUAAUCCAGCUAAUUU
Molecule: messenger RNA, 1699 nt
Organism: Wallemia mellicola CBS 633.66
Lineage: Eukaryota; Fungi; Basidiomycota; Wallemiomycetes; Wallemiales; Wallemiaceae
Product: ATPase, V1/A1 complex, subunit E
Exons: 3
Coding region: 24-701 (225 amino acids)
Biological process (GO): proton transmembrane transport
Cellular component (GO): proton-transporting two-sector ATPase complex, catalytic domain
Molecular function (GO): proton-transporting ATPase activity, rotational mechanism
Source: RefSeq, a predicted model, not a curated record